Messenger RNA from Esox lucius (northern pike), 3319 nucleotides. Its product is annotated as protein FAM102B. The transcript is spliced from 11 exons. The coding region runs from base 110 to 1327 and encodes 405 amino acids. The record is from RefSeq and is a predicted model, not a curated record. Lineage: Eukaryota; Metazoa; Chordata; Actinopteri; Esociformes; Esocidae.
AACGGACCUUGUCACCAAUCGUCGCCCGUGCUUUGUGGGUGUGUUAAUAUAACUAAGGGUUGACAUACAUAGAAUACAUAAUCGGGUUCAAAUAGCUAGCUAACGGUGUAUGGAUUUGAUGAUGAUGAAAAAAAAGAAAUUUAAGUUUAAAGUGGAUUUCGACCUGGAUGAGCUCUCUUCCAUCCCGUUUGUUAACGGUGUCCUGUUUUGUAAAGUCCGACUCGUUGACGGAGGUUUCUCAGCGGAGUCGUCUCGAGAGCCUGUCCAUGCUAACUGUGUGCGCUGGAAGAAACGGUUCUCCUUCCCCUGUAAGAUGAGUGCGAGUGCUGGGACGGGAAUGCUGGACCCCUGUGUGUGCCGAGUGUCUGUCAGGAAGGAGCUGAAGGGUGGGAAGACAUAUGCAAAGCUCGGCUUUGCAGACCUGAACCUGGCUGAGUUUGCUGGUUCUGGAAACACGACACGCAGAUGUCUAUUGGAAGGUUAUGACACCAAGAACACCCGGCAGGAUAACUCCAUACUCAAGGUUGUCAUCAGCACACAACUGAUGUCUGGGGACCCCUGUUUUAAAACGCCUCCAUCCACAGGCACGUUCAUCGGUGUCCAGGGAAAUGCAGAGAGCCUCCUGGAGGAGAGAAAGGGUGGGGACACUCAGACAGCUUUCAUGGAGAGCCGUGAAGGAAAGUGUUCUUCUGUUUCCGAUGAACUCGGGGGCUCCUGCCAUUCCCGAACAUCCAGCUACGCUAGUCAGCAGUCUAAAGUCUCAGGCUACAGCACGGGUCACUCGCGCUCCUCCAGCUUGUCAGAGUGUACCCACCGCCGGAACACGUCUGUGGGGAGCGCCUCCACUGGUAUCGCCAGCAUCCCAGAACCCUUGGACGACCAGAGGGAGAGCAGGGACCAGAGGGAGAGCAGGGACCGGGAGAGAGGAGACAGGGAAGCCAGGACUGGGAUGAUGCCCCCUACCGCAGGGACGUCAGCCUGCACAGCUCUGGCGGAACACCCCACCCACGCCAGAACGACAAGCUCCUGCUCCGUCACCCCGGUGAAGAGUGCCUCGUCAAACGAACGCCUCAACAGGCACCUGGUGAAACAAGGCUCGAUGGAGGAUCAGAUGAUGAGGGUGGAGGCUUCCAGGGUGGAUGCUGAUGACGUGGUGGAGAAGAUCCUCCAGAGCCAGGACUUCACCCCCAGCCUGCUGGACUCCAGCCAUGAAGAGGAAGGCCUGCGGUUGUUUGUUGGUCCCGGAGGUAGCACUGCCCUUGGAAGCCACCACCUGCCUACAAGGGUUGGUGCCGGUGCGUAUGAGCAAGUGGUGAUUAAACGUUAGGCCUAAACUCUACCAGGACGAUAAGUGGCACAGCUAAAGUCCAAAUGAAUGAUCUGUGGUUUUUAUCUUUAAUUCCAGCAAGCACAUUUAAUCCAACUUGCCUGCCAGAAAUGCACUGCACCAGCGCCCUCUGGUGUUUGUACAGACUGCACUGUCUGUAGGUCUGUUAGGUACUAGCUCAGUUAAGUCGUGAAGAACAUUCCCAUGCCCCCAUCUGGGAAAGGAGUCAUACUAUUUCCAACAGAAGUGUGAUGUACUUAUAGUAAAAUCUGAUAUUUUCAAUUAGAGAUCAUAUAUCUAAGUGGAUUGGUUCUGUGCUUGUCACCCCAACGAAGGAAGCUAUUAGGCUGACGAGAAGAAUGACGCCAUGCUUUUUCAGUACAUUCCCCAGUGAAAACUAGUUCCCUAGUUCUAUGUCCUUUAGUUUUUAUACAAUGUUUUCUUUAUUAUUGUUUGGAUCUACCUUCUCAUUUAGGAUUUUCAAUUUUAUGUCCACAACUAAGCUGCUAAAGGGUGUUUCAAUGUGGGGCUGAGGGUCGGGAGUGAGACUGAAGGUUCUAGAUUCUUUGGCAGGUGACCCUGCUCUGCUGGUACUGCGGUCUGAGUUCCCAGUCUGCUCUAAUUACUGGCAGAAAGACAAGCCGUCUCGGAAUUGCUUUGCCUGUUAUAGACCUUUUUAUUUAGGACAAUAGAGGAAAAGGAGAGAACCUCCAAGUGAGGUUGAGCUUGCGUUUGUCUCUUCUGAAAGAAGCAGACUCUCAGGUUAGAAUAUCAGGGCUCCAGUUCAGAUGUUGUUUUUUUUUGCAAUGGUUGAUAAGUGUGGUUUAGAAACUGAUGCCAGUCUACAUUUAUGAUUCUUGCCAAACUGUUCCAUUCAACAGUUAAACUGCCAUUAUACAAACUUAUUUAGUUCACUUGCUGCAGUGGAACGCCGACGAGCCUGUGUCCCAUGAAGGUUAUCGCUCUGCAACAUAUCCGUUAUUAUGAUGAAACGCUUUUUGAUACGUCCAGGUGUUCCGUUAGAAGCUCGGGGCAGACAUAGGUCUGAACUAGGUAAUGGAUUAGGCCCAUACAUCUUGCAUAUAAGCUGUCAAUGACAUAGGCGGUUCUUAAACCGACAAUGUUUAGUUUCCUUCUGAUGAUUUGUGUUGUUAAUUGGUCUUAUGUCUCCCUGAAUGGAAAUAAUACAUAUACUGAAAGUAAGAUAUAGUGGUGUACAUGCAUAUAUUACCGCUCAUCUCAGUGUGUCCUGUCUAAAGCCAUAGCAGAGGAUACCAUGUAGGUAACCUCUGAUGUAUACUGUAACUGUAUUUGUUGACUUAUGCACAAGUGUCAUCAAUGUGUGGUAUUAUAACUGUGAAUUAAUCAGCGUGUAUAUGGUUUGCAUGUUUUCAGUUAUUUUUCCAGGAUAGACUGUUUUAAGUGUGUGAACAUCAAUUCCAUGUGGUUCUACCCUUUGAGCAAGAAGAACACAGCAGUGUUGUUAAUUCAUGUUGUGCCAUCAUCUACUUGCGAUAUGUGUAUUGCAUCAUUUGAACAGAACGGAUGCGAUGCUAUUCCAGAACAUGGUAGAAAUUGUGUUGUAUCCAUGAGGCACUUAGUGUAUUGUAUUACCAUUCACAGCCAAAGGUUGUCUUUCUAAACCCAUCCUCUUGUUGAAUAGAAACCUCUCAAAUAUGUUCUGUAAGUAGAAUCUGCUCCAGUACUUGUUAGACAGGAAGCAGACCAAUUCCGCUUCCCCAUUUCAGUCUGUACUUAACAUGUUGUAACAAACAUGGCUGCCUUUUCUCUUCUGUGAAGCCAUUUGUAAUGAAGGAGCUGUAAACUGUAUCUUGUGAAAGUGAUGUACUUUAACUGUCAAUGUGGACAGAGUCCUGUGCACUCAGUAGCUGAUCUGUCUUUUUGACUGACCUUUGCUUCCUUACCAAGUGUACUUUAUGCUAUUCCUGUGUACCAUGCACUGUUGAUUAAAAUGUGGACAUUUCAAAAUUG